Molecule: messenger RNA, 500 nt
Organism: Ochlerotatus camptorhynchus
Lineage: Eukaryota; Metazoa; Arthropoda; Insecta; Diptera; Culicidae
Gene: Roc2
Product: Regulator of cullins 2
Exons: 2
Coding region: 69-398 (109 amino acids)
Biological process (GO): protein ubiquitination; ubiquitin-dependent protein catabolic process
Cellular component (GO): nucleus; Cul5-RING ubiquitin ligase complex
Molecular function (GO): zinc ion binding; cullin family protein binding; ubiquitin protein ligase activity
Source: RefSeq, a predicted model, not a curated record
UGAUCGUGUUCGGUAGUGAAAUUGCAUUUUUUUUUAGGUGAAAAUACAGAUUGAGUGAUUUUGUGAAAAUGGGGGAUGAAAAUGAAAAUUCAUGCGACAAGUUCGACGACGUCAAGCCCGACAAAAUGUUCACCCUUAAAAAGUGGAAUGCAGUGGCAAUGUGGAGCUGGGACGUGGAGUGCGACACCUGUGCAAUCUGCCGGGUUCAAGUCAUGGACGCUUGCCUUCGCUGCCAGGCCGAGAGCAAAAAGGAUACCCUUGGACGCCAGGACUGUGUCGUAGUUUGGGGUGAAUGCAAUCAUUCGUUUCAUCACUGCUGUAUGUCGCUGUGGAUCAAGCAGAACAAUCGCUGUCCACUCUGCCAACAGGAAUGGUCCAUCCAGAGAAUGGGCAAGUAGACUGUUUGACUCAACAAUGAAGGAUGAACCUAGGAAUCUUCGUAAAAUUUGAAAAUCUCAUUAGCAUUUGGUUAUAGUUUUCAUUAUUCAGUAAUUUUUUGU